AUUUACUGAUGAACCUCCAGAGACUGCUUCAGCCCUGAGACUAGAGCCAUACACAGGAGACCCAGUGGCACUGCAAUGAAAGGUGACGCUGCCAAAGCGUGCGCCCCAUAUGGCAUCAGCCAAGACAAGGGCCAGAAGCCCCCCUCGGAGGAGAAGAUGGAGGAGCGGGGCCAGUGGAGCAACAAGCUUGAGUUUGUUUUGUCCGUCGCCGGCUCCAUCAUCGGCCUGGGCAACAUGUGGCGCUUCCCGUACCUCUGCUACAAGAAUGGAGGAGGUGCGUUCCUCAUCCCCUACUUGAUCUUCCUGUUCACCUGCGGCGUUCCCGUCUUCUUCUUGGAGAUAGCCCUGGGCCAGUUCACCAGCGAGGGAGGCAUUACCUGCUGGAGGAAAAUCAGUCCGCUGUUUGAAGGUCUUGGCUAUGGCACCCAGGUGAUCGUGACUCUGCUGAACUUCUACUACAUUAUUGUUCUUGCCUGGGCCAUUUUCUACCUGUCCUACUCCUUCUCCUGGGAUCUGGCCUGGGCGUCCUGCAACAACACCUGGAACACAGAAAGCUGCGUGGAGUUACAGAGGAGAAACACCUCAAUCGAACUAACAGCCAACCCAAAUGCCACCUCUCCCGUCAUCGAGUUCUGGGAGAGAAGAGUGCUGAGGAUUUCCCCGGGCCUCGACCACAUGGGCUCUCUGAACUGGGACCUGGUCCUGUGUCUGUUCAUCGCCUGGGUCAUGUGCUACUUCUGCAUCUGGAAGGGGGUGAAAUCCACAGGAAAGGUGGUCUACUUCACGGCGACCUUCCCCUAUCUGAUGCUGAUUGUGCUGUUGAUCAGAGGGCUCACCCUGCCCGGCGCUGGGAUCGGCAUCCAGUUUUACCUUUAUCCAGACCUGGGACGCCUGUCAGACCCACAGGUGUGGAUGGAUGCUGGCACCCAGAUCUUCUACUCUUACGCCAUCUGUUUAGGGUCGCUGACUGCUCUGGGAAGCUACAACAAAUACAACAAUAACUGUUACCGAGAUUGCAUCGCGUUAUGCUUUCUGAACAGUGCCACCAGUUUUGUGGCGGGCUUUGCGAUCUUCUCCAUCCUGGGUUUCAUGUCCUAUGAGCAGAAUGUUCCCAUCUCAGAAGUGGCAGUAUCUGGUCCCGGCCUGGCCUUCAUAGCUUACCCGCGCGCUGUGAGCAUGAUGCCUUUCUCUCCUCUCUGGGCCGCCCUCUUCUUCAUCAUGAUCGUCUUUCUGGGGCUUGACAGUCAGUUUGUGUGUGUCGAGAGCCUUGUGACGGCGAUCGUCGACAUGUACCCCACCGUGUUCCGCCGUAAAAACCGCAGGGAGCUCUUCCUGUUAGGCUUGGUCUUCCUCUCCUUCUUCAUGGGCCUCAUCAUGCUGAUGGAGGGAGGCAUGUAUGUUUUCCAGCUCUUUGAUUACUAUGCAGCCAGUGGCAUGUGUCUUCUCUUCAUGUCCAUCUUUGAAACCGUCUGCAUUGCAUGGGUCUAUGGUGCAGAUCGCUUUUAUGAUAACAUUGAGGACAUGAUUGGCUACCGUCCAGGACCUUACUUCAAGUACUGUUGGUUGUUCUUCACCCCGGCCACGUGCAUUGGUACCUUUGCCUUCUCUCUCAUCAAAUACACCCCUCUAAAGUACAACAACGUCUAUGUGUACCCUUGGUGGGGUUAUGCAAUUGGCUGGCUGCUCGCUCUCUCCUCCGUGGCCUGCAUUCCACUUUGGAUGGUGUACAAGAUCAGCACCACCCAAGGGACGUUCAGAGAGCGCAUCCAGCUGCUCAUCAAACCAUCGGACGCCUUACCCAAAACCAAGAGGGAGCAGGAGAAGUUGCUGGCCAUCUUUGCUCCGGAGGGAGAAACUACCAUGACUGGAAACGGCUACUAUCCUGUCUCAGAGACAGACUCCAACUUAUAAGGCCCCCAGUGGCGAUGUGAAAGACAUGUGUGGAGGACUCAGGAGAUAAUAGGCAUACAAUAUGUUGGGUCUGGCAGCGUCUGUCCAUUUCAGGGAUGGCAGGGAUGUGGAGGAGAAAAAGGAUAAAGAAACAUAAAUUGUAAAGUCAUUUAUUUGAGUUCUAAAGGGACAAGGGCAUUUUUUUUUCAGGGACAAAAGUUAUUUACUCUACUCAAACUGAUAUUAAAUACAUUAAUAGAUUGGCAGAUGUUGUUCAACUCUGCAUUUCACGGAUGAUUUAAAUGAACCGAUUCAAGGUCAGCUGAAAUUUACGAGACAGCCUUGUUGAUGAAAAUGUUACAAUUUUAUAAUGGAGGUUAAUGGCCUUUUUGUCUCAAUUUAAAAGGUGGCAGACACACAGGUACCACAAACAGCUUAAGAAGAAAUGUCUUAGUUUGCAUAAUAAGGAUAUGGUUUGUGUAAAUGUAACACUAAGAAAACACAUGUAAGAUACUUUUUGAAGUGUCCUUGUAUAUCUGACAUUGCUUCAAGGCUACUUAGCCAUAUUUGUAUCAUAUAUUGUAUUAUCAUAAAUGAUGAUUGGGAAAAGUUUCCCUUUUGUAUUUACAAUAAUCAAAAUAUAUUGUUGUGUUUUACAUGAAUAGGCCGUGCAAUGAAAGGAUAUGUCAGUGAAAAGUAUCAUACUGUAGCAGUAUCUGUAGAACUAACAUGACAUAUACAACGUAGUUUCAUAUUUUGUACUAUAACAGAAUAUGACUGUACAAAUGUGAAUCUUGUAAGUAUGUUUUUUUCAAUAAACAUGCAACAUUUCAUGUUUUCUUGAAUAAUUGCUAUGCAGUCCUGUAUUAAAGUCUGAUAAAAAAUAAA
Messenger RNA from Cyclopterus lumpus (lumpfish), 2778 nucleotides. RefSeq names its product sodium- and chloride-dependent GABA transporter 2-like. Gene Ontology annotation, cellular component: membrane. NCBI's taxonomy places the organism in Eukaryota, Metazoa, Chordata, Actinopteri, Perciformes, Cyclopteridae. The record is from RefSeq and is a predicted model, not a curated record. Bases 76 to 1911 code for a protein of 611 amino acids. The transcript is spliced from 15 exons. Gene Ontology annotation, biological process: sodium ion transmembrane transport.